AUGGCUGGCAAGUUCGAUUCUGGAAGGACAAAUGAUGAUGAGAUCAGGAUUGUGAUGGUGGGAAAGACUGGAAUUGGAAAGAGUGCUACUGGAAACACUAUUCUGGGUCGUGAGUGCUUUGAAUCCAAGUUCAGUGCCGUGUCUAUGACUGUAGAAACUUCCAAAGGAAAAGCUUCAGUGGAUGGACAUCGCGUUGCUGUCAUUGACACCCCGGGGCUGUUUGAUACCAGGGUUGAUGAAGAGGAAACUCAGAAAAAUAUAUGUCAGUGCAUCUCCUAUGCUUCUCCAGGACCCCAUAUCUUCUUGGUGGUCAUCAGACUGGGCAGAUACACUGAAGAGGAAAAACACAUAGUGCAAAAGAUUCAAAAUAUCUAUGGCACUGAUGCAGACAAAUACAGCAUGGUUCUCUUUACCCAUGGAGGCCUACUUGGAGGCACCACUAUUGAAGAGUUCUUAGAAGGAAGCCCAGACCUGCAGGAACUCGUGGCCAGAUGUAACGGUCAGUACCACGUCUUCAAUAAUAAACUGACGGAGCGCUCUCAGGUCACUGAGCUGCUCCAGAAGAUCAGAGAGAUAGUCCAGAAGAACGGAGGAAGCCACUACACCAACGAGAUGUUCCAAGAGGCUGAGAGGGCGAUUCAAGAGGAGAAACAACGCAUCCUGAGAGAGAAAGAAGAAGAAAAAAUACAGAAAGAAAAAGAGAAAAUGGAGAGAGAAAUACAAGAAAGAUAUGAGAAAGAGAUGCAGAAAUACAACGAACAACCCCAGGCUGAGAGAGAGAGGGAGAGGAAGGAGAGAGAGGAGGAGAGGAAGAGAGAGAGAGAGAGAACGGGAAAUGAACAAAGAGAGAGGGAGAGGAAGGAGAGAGAGGAGGAGAGGAAGAGGGAGAGGGAGGAGAGAGAGGAGGAGAGGAAGAGGGAGAGAGAGGAGGAGAGGAAGAGGGAGAGAGAGGAGAGAGAAUGGGAGAUGAAGAAGUUAAAGGAGAAGUGUGAGAGAGAACUGAAGAAAGAAAGACGCAAGAUUCAGUCCAGAUAUGAAAAUGAAGCCAGAAAUGAAGCUGAGGAGUUUAAUCCAUUAUUUUUUCUGACAGUACCUGCUGAAACCAUACUUAAUGUUGGCCAUGCAGUGGUUGGAGGAGUUAAAAAACUUGGGAAGAUGUUAAAAACCACUUUUACAUUUUGA
Messenger RNA from Pelmatolapia mariae (spotted tilapia), 1182 nucleotides. Its product is annotated as GTPase IMAP family member 4-like. Bases 1 to 1182 code for a protein of 393 amino acids. Gene Ontology annotation, molecular function: GTP binding. NCBI's taxonomy places the organism in Eukaryota, Metazoa, Chordata, Actinopteri, Cichliformes, Cichlidae. The transcript has 3 exons. The record is from RefSeq and is a predicted model, not a curated record.